UUCCCAAAAAAUUAGUCUGAGUUGGGUUUUUGGGACUUUCACUCGUAGAACUCCAAUUUUUUCUUUUAAGUAAAAUGCAUGUUCAAACACAAUUUUAAAUUUCAAAAAGUCAAAUUUUCAAGUUUUAACUUCAAAAUUUGUGACGAAAAAGGGAGUUUAGUGUUUUCCUUUUUGCCUUGUUAUUAGUUUAUAUAUAUUUAUGUUCCGCGUGAAAAAUACUAGAUUCAGUUGAAAUCUGUAAGCAGUAUAUAAACUCUCACCCUCCAAUGUCCUGUUAUGUUUAUCAAGAUUCUAUGUCUUAGAAAUUUUACAUUUGCCUAUAUGAAACACUUUUUUUUUUUGGGUGGUAGUGGUUGUUUGUUCAUAUUUGUGCAUUUUUCCAGAAUCAGUUGAUGCUUUUUGUCUAAAAAUUUGAGUGGUGCUCUUCAAUUCAUACCAUUCUGAUAUGUGUCUUUGCUGUGACAGGUUUUUUUCUACUUGUUUUCUCAAAAAAAAAAACAAAGUUUGGUGAAGUUUAUAUAUAAAGAAUUAGUUAAAGGGCGGUGGUGUCAGUGGAGUGCAAGUGGGAUUGCCUCUGAUUUUCAAGAAACUAUAACUAGCAUUUAACAGAUACAGAAUCAUCAAAGAAAUCAAUUUUUUUUUCUUGUUGAAGGCCUAAAAAAGCUCUGAAUUUUAGAUCAGAGGUGAAGAGAAUUCGCGCCGGAAGAUGAAGUAUAUGAAGCUUGGAUCUAAGCCUGAUCAGUUUCAGACUGAAGGAGAUAGUAUCAGGUAUGUAGCAGCUGAAUUGGCUACUGACAUGGUUAUCAAUGUUGGAGAUGUGAAAUUUUACCUCCACAAGUUCCCCCUUCUGUUGAAGAGUUAUCGCUUGCAGAAACUGAUUGCUUGUACAAACGAGGAAAAUAGUGAUAAAAUCAACAUCCAUGAUAUACCUGGUGGACCUGCUGCUUUUGAAGUAUGCGCAAAGUUCUGUUAUAAUAUGACAGUAACUUUGAAUGCAUAUAAUGUCGUUGCAGCUCGUUGUGCAGCAGAGUACUUGGAAAUGUAUGAGUCAGUUGAGAAGGGAAAUCUUAUCUACAAGAUUGAAGUUUUUCUUACGUCUAGCAUCUUCCGGAGCUGGAAAGACUCCAUCAUUGUUCUUCAGACCACAAAAGCUUUUCUUCCCUGGUCCGAGGAAUUAAAAAUCGUUAGUCAUUGCCUGGAAUCUGUAGCUUCUAAAGCUUCUGUAGACACCUCAAAGGUGGACUGGUCUUACACUUAUAACCAUAAAAAGCUUCCAUCCGAAAACGGAAGUGAUCUGCACUGUAACGCGGUGAGCUGGCAACAACUUGUUCCAAUAGACUGGUGGGUUGAGGACCUUUGUGAGCUUCAUAUUGAUUUGUAUAAACGGGUCAUAGUAACAAUAAAAUCAAAAGGAAGGAUUUCUUCAGAAGCAAUAGGUGAAGCAUUGAAAGCAUAUGCCAACCGGAGGCUCCCGGGAUUCAGCAAGGGCAGUAUACAAGGAAGUGAUCCUGAAAAGUAUCGGUACAUGGUUGAUACGAUUAGUUGGUUGUUGCCCAAAGAGAAGAACAGUGUUUCCUGCAGUUUCUUGAUCAAAUUGCUGCAAACAUCUAUUGCAUUCGAAUGUGGACAAACGACGAGAAGUGAACUGAAGAGGAGGAUUGGCCUGCAUAUGGAAGAUGCAACAGUAGGUGACUUACUAAUUCGAGCUCCAGAUAGUGAGACUAUUAUAUUCGAUAUUGACAUAGUACACGACCUCGUAGAGAAUUUCAUGUUGCAUCAAAAGAGCAGUCAGAUUGAUAGUUCGGCAGAUAAUAGAUUCCACGAUAUAUGCCCCACGUUUGCAUCAGAUGCUUCCGAAGUAAAGAUGGCUAGGGUAAUCGAUGGAUACCUUGCUGAAGUUGCUAGAGAUCCAAAUCUACCACUAUCGAAAUUUAUCAAUCUUGCAGAAUUGGUCUCUAGCUUCUCUAGACCUUCCCAUGAUGGAAUUUACCGUGCUAUUGACAUGUAUCUUAAGGAACAUCCUGGGAUAACCAAAAGCGAGAGGAAAAGAAUUUGUAGGCUAAUGGACUGCAGGAAGCUAUCAGCUGAGGCCUGCAUGCAUGCUGUGCAGAAUGAGCGCCUUCCUUUACGAGUAGUUGUACAAGUUCUGUUCUUUGAGCAACUCAGAGCCACAGCAUCAUCCGGUGGUGGCAGCACUCCUGACCUGACUAGAUCGGUCAAGUCCUUGCUCCCGGUGGGAUCUCAGAGGUGCUCCACAUCUGCUACAUCCAACAUUGAGGACAAUCCGGAUGCUGUGCUCACAGCCAAGGAACUUAAAGCUCUGAAAGGUGAGCUUGCUGCUCUAAGAUUGAGAGACAGAGGAGAUAACAAUUGUAGUAACUUGAAUGACACAAAAACAAAUGCUGCAACGGUUGACGAUAGCAAAGUGAGGAGUUCAAUCAUGUCCAAAAAGAUGCUCUCAAAACUAUGGUCAAAUAAAGAAAGACAAAGUGAGAAUAGUAGCUCAGAUACAUCAGAAAGCCCAUCAUCUUCUAAUGCAGGGGAAACAAAGUCUACCUCAUGUAGAAGUGGGAGGCAUUCCCUCUCUUAGUAUUAGCUGAAAAGUAGCCACGAGCUCAAAACCGACCACAGACCAGUGCCCGAUAUUUAAGAGGAGAAGGGUAAAGGGACGUGUCCAUUUGAGCCGUGUGCUCUCUGGGAGAUUUCUCGUUCAUAUAAGAAAAAAACACAGCUGCAGAGUGAACAUAGUUUCCCUCAUCAUGUAAAACUAUUGCACUCCCUGUUGACUCUAGGCUAAUCCACUUAGAGAAAGUACAGAUUAGAGCAAAGGAAAGUUUUUGUAGAAGGAAACAAGUUCUAUGGUAGCUUUCAAAUUCUUUCCCUAAAAGUUUUCUUUCUCUGUUAAUAAGUGGCUCCCAUACUCCAUUUGUAUCAUAUUCUUGACAAUAAAACUCUAGCUGUAUAUUCCCUUUU
Messenger RNA from Solanum tuberosum (potato), 2973 nucleotides. RefSeq names its product BTB/POZ domain-containing protein NPY4-like. Bases 707 to 2590 code for a protein of 627 amino acids. The transcript has 4 exons. NCBI's taxonomy places the organism in Eukaryota, Viridiplantae, Streptophyta, Magnoliopsida, Solanales, Solanaceae. The record is from RefSeq and is a predicted model, not a curated record. Gene Ontology annotation, molecular function: protein binding.